AUGAAAUUAAAUUACCACCAACAACAACAACAACAACAACAACAACAACAACAACAACAACAACAACAACAACCACCACUACCAGUUAAGCCAUUCAUUAAAGAAUCCAUUAAUUGUAAUAAAGAUUUUUGUAAUCAACAAAUCCUUAAAACCUAUCCAAUGAGCGAUUCAAACCAAAGGUUCUACAGAUGUUAG
Dictyostelium discoideum AX4 is the source of this 195-nucleotide messenger RNA. RefSeq lists its product as hypothetical. The record is from RefSeq and is a predicted model, not a curated record. NCBI's taxonomy places the organism in Eukaryota, Evosea, Eumycetozoa, Dictyosteliales, Dictyosteliaceae. The transcript has 2 exons. Bases 1 to 195 code for a protein of 64 amino acids.